Messenger RNA from Rhodamnia argentea, 1726 nucleotides. Its product is annotated as bifunctional 3-dehydroquinate dehydratase/shikimate dehydrogenase, chloroplastic-like. The transcript is spliced from 10 exons. Lineage: Eukaryota; Viridiplantae; Streptophyta; Magnoliopsida; Myrtales; Myrtaceae. The record is from RefSeq and is a predicted model, not a curated record. Gene Ontology annotation, biological process: chorismate biosynthetic process; shikimate metabolic process. Bases 96 to 1643 code for a protein of 515 amino acids. Gene Ontology annotation, molecular function: 3-dehydroquinate dehydratase activity; shikimate 3-dehydrogenase (NADP+) activity.
CUCCUGCCUCAGUGAAGACCCUCUCCCUCUCCUGCGUCUCCCCAGAUCAGCGCCGGAAGUUUCUCGCGCCGUCCUGAGGGAGCCAACGCCAGGGAAUGGGCGGGAAUGGCGUGUUGGUGUGCGCUCCGCUGGAGUGCGAGACCCUGGAAGGGAUGCUGGCCGCCAUGGACAAGGCCAAGGCGCAAGGCGCGGACCUCGUCGAGCUCCGCGUGGACGCCAUGUCCUUCGGCCUCGUGUCCGAGGUGGAGGAGCUCAUCCGGCGGCGGACACUCCCGGCCAUAGUCUCUUUCAGGUUGAAUUCCGCUAGAGCUGCCCAGAAGCACAAUGACAAGACCACUUGCCUGCGAGUGCUCCGGUUGGCGCUCGAAUUGGACGUCGAGUUCGUCGAGAUGGAACAUGAGGUGGUUUCUCACUUCGACAUCGACGAACUGAUGGACAAGCGGUCGAGCAGCAAGAUAAUCGUGUCCAGAUACUUGAACGGCGAGAAACCAUCAAAGGAGAAGCUGGGGAACUUCAUCGCGUCGAUGCAGUCCUCCGGAGCCGAUGUCAUUAAGCUCCUUGUCGAGGUGGAUUACAUCACUGAUUUAGCGCCGAUUUUCCAGCUGCUCACCAGUUGCCAGGUUCCGCUAAUUGCCACCACAGUCGGCGACAGAGGGCUCAUAAGCCAGUUGCUGGGGCCGAAGUUCGGCGGCUUCUUGGCGUAUGGGUCGCUGGAAGGAGCAAUUCCCGGUCUGCCGACGCUGACUAGCCUCAAGCAAGUGUACAAGAUUGAGCACAUGAAUGCGGACACCAAGGUCUUCGGCCUCAUAUCGAACCCAGUCGGGCACAGCAAAGGGCCGCUCCUCCACAACCCGAGCUUCCGACAUGUCGGGUUCAACGGUAUCUACGUCCCUAUGCUUGUUGAUGACAUCGAGGAGUUCUUCAAGGUCUAUACCAGUCAAGAUUUCGCAGGCUUCAGUGUGGGAAUUCCACAUAAGGAAGCAGCAGUUGCUUGCUGUGAUGAAGUCCAUCCACUAGCUAAGUCCAUUGGAGCUGUGAACACUAUAGUAAGAAGGCCUACUGAUGGGAAGCUGAUUGGGUACAACACAGAUUGUGAGGCUUCAAUCACUGCUAUAGAGGAUGCUCUGAGAGAAAGGCAUGCUGCUAAUGAGGAAGCCAGAGCAAUGGACAGCUCUCCAAUUGCAGGGAAAGCAUUUGUAUUGGUGGGAGCUGGAGGAGCCGGAAGAGCUUUGGCCUUCGGCGCCAAGAGUCGCGGGGCCCGAGUCUUCGUCUUCAACCGCAAUUUCAAGAGAGCAAAAGCCCUAGCCAACGCGGUUUCGGGAGAAGCCGUCAGGUACGAACACUUGGACACAUUCUGCCCCGAGCAAGGGAUGAUCCUUGCGAAUGCGUCCGUGGUCGGGAUGGAGCCGCACACCGAUAAGAGCCCUGUUUCCAAGGAGGUGUUGGGAGCAUAUGAGCUGGUGUUUGAUGCAGUAUACACACCAAGGAACACAAAGCUGUUGCAAGAGGCAGCCCAAGCAGGGGCCGUUGUGGUCAGUGGUAUGGAGAUGUUCAUCAGACAGGCCCUUAAUCAAUUCAGACUCUUCACCAGUGGCUUAGCUCCGGAGGAGUUCAUGCGCAAGCUUGUGUUGGAACAAUUCUAGCGGCGCUGCCAAAGUGAAGUGACUAGAAUCAUAUUGAGUUCUUAAUUGAUGAGAAGUCUGUCACCCUUCCAUAUAACACCAUG